AUGUCAUUCAAUUUCUCAAACUUUACCAAGGAUAUCAAAUCUUUUGGCGAUCGAAUCAGCACCGAGUUCAACAAGGAGGUGGUACCAUUAGCGCAAAGAACCUCAAGAUUAGUCCAAGAAAGAAUUGGUAGAGUCAAUCAAGAUGAUAUAUCCCAAUUGCCAUCAGAAUAUAUUGACUUGGCCAACAAGUGCAACAACAUUGAACUGUUGUACAAGAAUGUUUUGAAAGUGACUUCCAACUAUGAAAAUGAGUCAUAUGAUUAUCCAACUAAUUUACAAGAAUCAUUUACUGAAUUUAGCCACAAUGUCACUACCAGAUUCAGCAACUUAAGUAAAGCUACCACCACUGCUGAAGCACAAGCAGCCUUGAUCAAUGCUGGGAGUGAUGAAGCUAAACCUCCCAAAACAUUGUAUCACGCGUUGAGUAGAGCAACAGAUGCCAGUAUCUUGACCAAAGAGACCGAGUCUGGUACCGAUGCAAGCGAUCCUUUGAUUAAAGGGUUGGACUUGUACUCAUCAAAUUUGAACAAGAUUGCUAAUGCCAGAUUGGGACAAGAUCAAUUGAUCAAACUGAAAUUCAACAAACCAUUAACAACAACUUUGCGUUCAUUAAUAUCACAAUCCAACAAGAUCCAAAAGAAGGUGGAGGAGAAAAGAAUUGAUUACGACUUGAGCAGAUAUAACUUGACCAAUUGUACCAACCCGGCCAAGGAGUCCAAAUUGAGAGUUGAUAUGGAAAAUGCCGAAGAUGAUUUUGCCAAUACUGUAGAAGAUGCAAUCAAUAUAAUGCAAAAUGUGAUUGAAAAUGCCAAACCAUUACAGGAGUUUUUGGAAUUGAUUAAAGCUCAAUUGGCGUAUCACAAAUUGGCUAGUGAACUUUUGGGUGGUAUGGUUGUUGAAUACGAGGAGUUGAUCAACCAACAAGAAAAAUUGAGUGAAGGUGCCAAAAAUAAAGAUGACAGAGAAGGUGGUGACUUUGAUAUUUAG
Molecule: messenger RNA, 987 nt
Organism: Lodderomyces parapsilosis
Lineage: Eukaryota; Fungi; Ascomycota; Pichiomycetes; Serinales; Debaryomycetaceae
Gene: GVP36
Product: Gvp36p
Exons: 1
Coding region: 1-987 (328 amino acids)
Source: RefSeq, a predicted model, not a curated record